UCCGCGGGACAGGAGCGUUAACUUGUUGACACUUCGGGCUCCACCUCCUCAUCCCGCCGGUCCGAACCCUUCUACUGUACCGCUGCAGACCGGAGACCGAGCUCACACAGGCGGUGCACAAGUGUGUAUGGGAUAGAAAGACAGAGAGAGAGAGAGAAAGCGAAAGAGAGAAAGUUUCUGAGUGUGUGUGUGAAAGAGAGAGAGAGAGAGAGAGAGAGAGAUAGAUAGAUAGAGAGAGGAGUCGCAGAAAAACUACCGAGCAGUCAGAGAGACAGCCUGCAGUCCCUGUGUCCAGGCAUCCUGAUGCCCACCAUGGCAAUGUAUCUGAGCCUUCUCAUGCUGGCUGUCAGUGUGUUUGGACAGGAGCUCCCAUCAGGCCCUCAUGGCUGCACCGAGGGCAGCUGUUACCCCGCGACAGGAAAUCUUCUGAUUGGACGAGCUGUCAACCUAUCCGCCACCUCUACUUGUGGCCUGAACGAACCGGAGCACUACUGUAUUGUCAGCCACCUGCAGGAGUCAGACAAGUGUUUCGAGUGCAACUCCCAGCAUCACUACGACCCGUACCGCCACAGAAACAGCCACCGCAUUGAAAACGUGAUCUACCUCAUGGACCGCAACGGAGACAACACCUGGUGGCAGUCUGUCAACGGAGAGGAGAAUGUCAGUAUCCAACUGAACCUGGAGGCCGAAUUCCACUUCACACAUCUCAUCUUGAAGUUCAAGACUUUCCGACCUGCAGCCAUGAUGAUCGAGCGUUCGGCUGAUUUCGGCCGCACUUGGCGCCCGUACCGCUACUUUGCUUCAAACUGUACCAAAACCUUUCCCAGCAUCCCUGCCAACAGGCUGCACCACAUCAACGACAUCAUCUGCGAGGAACGCUACUCCGACAUCGAGCCCUCCACUAAUGGAGAGGUCAUUUAUAAAGUUUUGGACCCCGCUAUUCAUGUGAAAGACCCCUACAGCUUGGACAUUCAAGAACUUCUGCGCAUCACCAACCUGCGCAUCAACUUCACCAAGCUCAACACUCUUGGAGACGACCUACUGGACCGACGCUUCGAUGUCCUUCAGAAAUAUUACUACGCCAUCUACGAGCUGGUGGUCAGAGGGAGCUGCUUCUGUUACGGACACGCCUCAGAGUGUGCCCCGGUGCCGGGGGUCAACACCCGGGAGAGCGGCAUGAUCCACGGUCGCUGUGUGUGCAAACAUAAUACAGAGGGCCUGAACUGUGAGCACUGCAAAGAUUUCCACCAUGACCUGCCAUGGAGACCGGCAGAGGUGGAGAACCCACACACCUGCAGAGAGUGUAACUGUAACGGCCACUCAAGCCAAUGUCACUUUGACAUGGCGGUGUAUUUGGCCACGGGCAAUGCCAGCGGAGGAGUGUGUGAUGACUGCCAGCACAACACCAUGGGACGUAACUGUGAGAUGUGUAAACCUUUCUACUACGCAGACCCCGUUAGGGACAUUAGAGACCCUCAGGCGUGUGUCGCCUGUGACUGUGACCCGGUCGGAUCAAUGGAGGGAGGAGUGUGCGACAGUCACACAGAUCUGGACAUGAGGAUGAUUGCUGGACAAUGUCGCUGCAAAGCCAACGUCAAAGGCAUGCGCUGCGACGACUGCAAGGAAGGUUACUACGGACUGAGCCAGAACGACCCGCUGGGGUGUCAGCCCUGCAACUGUGACCCUCGUGGCAUCAUCAUGAUGGGCGCUCCUUGUGACCAGAUCAGUGGGGACUGCUCCUGCAAAAGACACGUCACUGGUCGCUACUGCAACGAGUGUCUGCCUGAAUACUGGGGCCUCAGUAAUGACCUGGUGGGCUGCAGACCAUGUGACUGUGACUUCGGUGGAGCCUACAACAACAGGUGCAUGAUGGGGAACGGCCAGUGUGACUGCAGGAUGCAUCUUAUAGGUCGACAGUGUUCAGAGGUUCAGCCUGGGUAUUUCUGUGCCCCGCUGGAUUACUACAAAUACGAGGCCGAAGAUGCCACUGGACACUCCCCCAGUGACUCUGCACUGCCGGGCAAAGUUCGUCCUCAGGCAGAGACCGACUGUGUCCAGCACCUGAGUAACCAGCUGAGAAGGAACCGGCGCCACCGUCGCAUUACCAAUUCGCAGCAACAUCGGGCGGCAUUGAGACGCAUCCGCCAGCUGCAACAAACACCGGACGUGAGGACGGUUCAUAGAGAGCACACUCCCAGCCACAUGGUGUCGUGGACAGGUCCUGGUUUUGCCCGUGUCAAAGAUGGUGCUGGCCUGGUGUUCACUAUCGACAACAUCCCCUACGCCAUGGAGUAUGACAUCAUGAUCCGCUACGAACCUGAGUCCACAGAGGACUGGGAGGCUUUAGUUAGUAUCACAUCUGUAAUGCUGCCCUCCAGUCUCCGCUGUGGAAACCUCCUCCCAACUGAACAGCUCUACAGAGUCACCCUGCCACACCGUAACAGAUACAUCCAGAUGCCCAGGCCUUUCUGUUUUGAGCCCAGUAAUCGCUAUGUGGUUGCAAUCAGGUUCCAGCGCCACGGGGUGUCACACAGACAUCUUACUGCCUUCAUUCUCGUCGACUCACUGGUUCUGAUCCCGAAAUACACUGAGCUUCCUGGUUUCCAUGGUAACGAGCCUGAGGCAGAGCAGCGGCGGGAUGAGAUGACCCGCUACAUGUGCCUGGAUUCCUUCAUGAUGACACCGAUGCCCGCCCUGGCUGAGAUGUGCUCCAAACUCAUCUGCAGUAUUUCAUCCAUCAUACAUGAUGGUGCUCUGUCCUGUCAGUGCGACCCUCAGGGCUCCCAGAGUGGCGAGUGUGAUAAGGUGGGAGGUCAGUGCCUUUGCAAACCCAACGUGAUGGGUCGGCGCUGUGACCAGUGUGCCCCGGGAACCUACGGCUUUGGAGGGACAAAUGGCUGUACUGCUUGUGACUGCCACCCAGAGGGCUCAUUAAGCCACCAGUGCGACCCAGUUAGAGGCCAGUGCCAGUGCAAGCAGGGAGCCACCGGGCGGCAGUGCUCAGACUGCCAACCAGGCCAGUGGGGCUUCCCCAGCUGCAGCCCCUGUCAGUGCAACGGCCACGCAGACCUCUGUGACCCCCACACCGGGGAGUGUAGAGACUGCAGGGACUACACAACAGGACACUUCUGUGAGCGCUGUGUGGAUGGGUUCUUUGGAAACCCGGUGCUUGGUUCAGGGGAACACUGUCGGCCCUGCCCCUGCCCCAGUAACCCCGGCUCAAAUCACUUUAACGGCCUCUCCUGUCAGGAGGACCACACCUCCAACCAGAUCAUCUGUAACUGCAAGGAAGGCUUUGCUGGGUCCCGCUGUGACAAGUGUUCCCCUGGUUACUAUGGCAACCCAGAGCAACCAGGCGGACAGUGCCUGCCGUGCGAGUGCCACGGCAACAUCGACGCCCAGGAUCCUGAGUCAUGUGACCCCAGGACAGGUGAAUGCCUCAAGUGCUUGCACCACACCGAUGGCCCGUCCUGUGCCGAAUGUCAACAUGGUUACUAUGGCAACGCCUUGGCCAAAAACUGCAGACGCUGUACCUGUGUGACUGCUGGGACCAUCCACUCGGCCUGCAGCGACGGACAGUGUCACUGUGACAGGCAGACCGGAGCCUGCGCUUGUAGGGAGAAUGUGACCGGCCACAAUUGUGACCAGUGUGCUCCGAACCACUGGAACUACGGUCAGGAUGGAGGCUGCGAGCCGUGUGGCUGCAACCUGGAGCACGCCAUGGGAACGCACUGCAACAUGUUCACAGGCCAGUGUCACUGUCACCACGGCUUUGGGGGUAAACAAUGCACCGAGUGUGAGCAGUUCCACUGGGGAGACCCACGGGUGCGGUGUCAAGAGUGUAACUGCCAUCCGCUGGGCUCAGAGAUGGCCCAGUGUGACCGAAUGACAGGGGCAUGUGAAUGCAGGGAAGGGGCAGCGGGACGGCGCUGCGAUGAAUGCGCUCGUGGCUUCACCGGUGACUUCCCCAAGUGUGUCCAGUGUCACCCGUGCUUCCAGCUGUGGGAUGAUGCUGUGUGCCAGAUUAAAAGAGACCUGGAACACAUCCAGUACACCGUGGACAAGAUCCAGGAGAACGGGCUCACGCCGGUGGUCGGGGAUACACGCAUCAAAGAGCUGGAGAAGAAACUGAAGAAGGUGAAGGAUCUAAUCAAGGCGGAGGACAACGAGAGGAUCCACCAGCUGAUUGGACAGAGCAUCGAUGACCUCAGAGCUGAGAUCGCCCUGACCGACGGGCGUCUGAUGGCCGUCACCCGAGAGCUUAAUACGACAGCAGCAGAAGAAGAGGCAAUGAAACGCAUACUGAGUGACCUAGAGAGAGAGCUGAGGGACCUCAACACCACUGUGGCCCGCAAACAACAGCUACUGACAGAAUACCUCCAUUCAGGAUUUGCAGACCAGUUUGAGAAAAUUAAGGAGUACUAUAAGCAGUCAGUGGCUGCCGAGGACAAAUGCAACUUCACGGUGUCCAGUCCCCUCGGCCCUGUGGAGCAGUCCAAAGAAACCCGCGCUCGCACUGAAGACCUGCUGGACGUCAACAAAGACAACUUCCUCCGUGCCGUCGCUGCUCAGAACAAAUCAUUAAGCGAGCUGCAGCAAAGGGCCCAUGACCUGGACAAGAAGGUGCAUCGCCUGAGUCACAAGGUAUGCGGUGGCCACACCAAUGCCAGCGCCAAUGGCACAUGCUCAGACAGCAAGUGUGGCGGCGCUGGUUGCCGUGACGACCAGGGCAAUCGCAUAUGUGGAGGAGAGGGAUGCAGUGGGACAGCGAGUGCCGCCAUGACAGCACAGAAUCUCGCCAACAAUGUCACCGACAGCCUGAAAGCGGCCAACGAGGAUCUGAAGAAUGUGGCAAGAAAGCUCCAGGAUAUAGCCUCUCUGACACAGGAUGUGAAGAACCAGGCGAUGACCACGCUGGAGAAAGCCCAGAAGAAGAAGGACAACUUUGAAAAGAACAACAAGAAGCUGAAAGAUUUCAUCAAGGAGAUCAAAGACUUCCUCACUGAGGAGGGAGCAGACCCAGAGAGCAUAGAGAAGGUGGCUCAGCAGGUCUUGUCCAUCACCCUGCCGGUCAACAAGACCACUAUGGACAACAUGAUCAUGCAGAUAAAGGACAGCAUUUCCAACCUCACCAACGUCGAGGACGUCAUCAACCAAACCUCGCAGCACAUCAUGAAAGCCAAGGAGCUGCUGGACGAAGCCAAAGACGCCAAGACCCGAGCAGAGGGAGUGAAGGAUAAAGCUGAUAAUACCAAGCAGGCACUGAAUGUGUCAGAGAUGGCCAUAGAGAAAGCACAAACAGCUCUGGACGAGGCCCAAAAAAACCUGAACAGCACGAGGAAUGCUACAGCCGAGGUUGAUGAGAGGCUGACACAGCUCGAGGACAAGCAAAUGGACGUCAUGAUGCGCUUGCAAAACCUCUCCUUGGGAGUGGAAGCGCUAAGGAACAAGACGGAGCAGAACAGGCAGAUGGCUGAGGACGCUAAAGCUCGAGCUGACAACGCCACGCAGCUAGCAUCCUCACUGGAGCCGAGCCUCAACAACACGGAGGAACGGUACCGCGAGCUGCAGACAAAGAUGGGCUCUGUUGAUGGUGGUCUGGAAGGCAUAAACCAGAAGGCCAAGGAUAUGAAGAAGGAGGCAGAAGACCUCCUCAAUGAAGCCAAAAAGGGGAUAGAACAACUGAAGAAACUGGAGAAAAAGUUCAGGAAUAACGAGCAGAAGAUGCAGAAGCAGCGCAUGGAGCUGGACGAGCUAAAGGAGAACGCUACGAUGGUGCGAGAUGAGAUCCGGGAACAAGUGCAGAAGUACAGUAGCUGUGUGUGAGGAUGUUCACGUUCCAUGUUUACCAUUUGCUGCUGUAAUCCAGAGACGACUGACGCUAUGACUGGGACAGAGAAACUACACUACCCAUGGAAGAAACGCUGCUUUGGUACCUCCAUUCAUAGUUCCAAGUUUUACACAAUACCUGUCAAGUGUUAUAACACAGAAAUGCCUUCCUCUGUGCGUGUACUGUAUCAUUGUUUCCCAGACAUGAACACUGUCCUGUAUGGUGUUUAUGUGUUUAAGCUCUUACAACAAGUGAAAGGCCUAACAUGCGAUGCUACAGGCCAGGGUCAUUGAUUUCAUAAGUAAUAAACAAAAUAAAUAUAUGUUAUCAGAAAUGUUAUUUUCACCCAAAGUGCUUGGAAGAUUCUGUGUGUAUUUGCUGUAAUUUGAUCACAUUAGUAUAGUUUUUACAAUAUGCUGUUAAGCUAUAAAUAAUGUUUUGUUUUUAUUUUUAUUACAAAGGAAACACAAAUAUUCUUAUAAGCAAAAUUCUGAGGUGAGAUGAUGGAGACAAAUAAAUCUGAUACAGUUUAUGUAAAUUCA
Molecule: messenger RNA, 6372 nt
Organism: Larimichthys crocea (large yellow croaker)
Lineage: Eukaryota; Metazoa; Chordata; Actinopteri; Sciaenidae
Gene: lamb2l
Product: laminin, beta 2-like
Exons: 35
Coding region: 304-5826 (1840 amino acids)
Biological process (GO): basement membrane assembly; tissue development; animal organ morphogenesis
Cellular component (GO): laminin trimer
Source: RefSeq, a predicted model, not a curated record